Messenger RNA from Hypomesus transpacificus, 811 nucleotides. Its product is annotated as histone H4. The record is from RefSeq and is a predicted model, not a curated record. Gene Ontology annotation, cellular component: nucleosome. Lineage: Eukaryota; Metazoa; Chordata; Actinopteri; Osmeriformes; Osmeridae. Bases 44 to 355 code for a protein of 103 amino acids. Gene Ontology annotation, molecular function: protein heterodimerization activity; DNA binding; structural constituent of chromatin. Gene Ontology annotation, biological process: nucleosome assembly. The transcript has a single exon.
UUUAGAACAAUUCUCAUCGAUAUUGUCGUCAGGCUAGAACAAGAUGUCAGGAAGAGGCAAAGGAGGCAAGGGGCUCGGAAAAGGAGGCGCCAAGCGUCAUCGCAAAGUCCUCCGUGACAACAUCCAAGGCAUCACAAAGCCCGCCAUCCGCCGUCUUGCUCGCCGCGGUGGUGUCAAGCGUAUUUCAGGUUUGAUUUAUGAAGAAACACGUGGAGUUCUGAAGGUGUUCCUGGAGAACGUCAUCCGUGAUGCCGUGACCUACACCGAGCACGCUAAAAGGAAGACCGUGACCGCUAUGGACGUGGUUUACGCCCUGAAGCGCCAGGGACGUACUCUGUACGGUUUCGGCGGUUAAGACAUCAUCAAGAAUAUCAAUCGAAAUUUAACACAAAGGCUCUUUUAAGAACCACCCAAAUGUUUCAAAUCAGAGACUUUGUUUCCAUAAUUGUGGGUGUUAAAAAUUAUUAGAUUUCAGCCUUUAAAAUUAUUUUAUAAUGUAUUAUCGGUGAAGAAUGCACAAUAAAUAACUUGUUUGAGUAGCUGAGUUUAUUCCCCAGUGUUUGGCGCAUUUAAACUUGAAUGUAACAUCAGUCUGUAGGCUACAUACCCAUCUUGGUCUAAUCAAGCACCAAUACUACGUUCAAUUUGUAUUUCGGUGGUCAGGGCGUAUCUGAAGCGGACAAUGGUAUUGUAAAGGUUACUUAUUCAGGCUUCAACUGUGUGUAGGCUGUUUGGGCUAUAGCAUCAAUAAAUGGGUUAUAUUAGCCGGACGGGGAGAGCGUUUGACCGGGAUGUACCUGGUUCAAAUCCC